Lingula anatina is the source of this 627-nucleotide messenger RNA. Its product is annotated as ribosome assembly protein METTL17, mitochondrial. Gene Ontology annotation, molecular function: methyltransferase activity; structural constituent of ribosome. Gene Ontology annotation, cellular component: mitochondrial small ribosomal subunit. The record is from RefSeq and is a predicted model, not a curated record. Gene Ontology annotation, biological process: translation. Lineage: Eukaryota; Metazoa; Brachiopoda; Lingulata; Lingulida; Lingulidae.
AUGGAGAGUAAUAUUGUUUUUUCUGAGCUAAAGCCUGGCAAACUGAAAAGUGUGAAAGAGGGAAUUUUCAAAGAAGUCCAAGCAAAGAUUCACUUAAGAGGGAACAAUUGGAGGCCAAUGAAAUAUAACCAACACCAAAGUAUGGUAUAUAUGGUAGCAAGGCUGGACAGGGAGUAUGCAGACUUGGUCAGGGUUUUCCAUGAAAUCAAGGCAAGGGAUCCAGAGUUUAAACCAGGGACGCUGUUUGACUUUGGGUCAGGAACAGGAUCUGUAAUGUGGGCUGCAAAUACCGUGUUUAAGAAUUCGAUCUGGGAGCAUUUUCUUGUGGACAACUCUGUAGAAAUGCACGAUCUAGCUAAGCUACUGCUUCAUGGUGGCGACCCAGAUGGCAAACCACACUUCAAGAAUGUCUACUUCAGAUACAACAUGCCAGAAACACUACGGUAUCAAAAUGACCUGGUAGUGAGCGCCUUUUCUCUAUUUGAGUUAUCCUCUAAAAGUGAGAGACUGGAAAUCUGUGAACAGAUGUGGAAAAGGACGAAACCUGGAGGAUAUAUGGUCCUCAUGGAGUUGGCCUCGAAGACUGCUCACACUGUUAUGAUGGAGGCUAGGGACCACAUCCUUAAA